AUGCACAUGAACGCCUUCUCCUCCGCGAAAGAAACGCCUACACUGCGACAUAUCUGCGAGCGCGCCUUCUCCCGGCGGGGAGACCUCAAGACGCACAUGAGAACGGCACACGCGGGCGAAAACCGUACAACGCGAACGGCGGCGACUCACGGCGGCGGAGAUGCGACCGUACACGUGGACGCGUGCAGGAACGCUUUCUCGUGCCUCGGAACUGAAGACGGCACUUCGACAACAGCGUCGGCGGAAAGACGCACUACGACGGCGUCGGCGUCGGGCGGGGAGCGGUGUACAAGUGCGAGCUGUGUGAGCGGACGCUUCGCGAAGGCCUGCGACCUGAGGCGCGCACACUGCGCACGCACAGGGGAGAAACGCGUACGCUGGACUCGUGCGAUCGCUUCCUACUCGAAGCGCGCCGACCUGACCGUGCACGUGCGCACGACACACGGGGCGAGAAAGCCCUACAAGUGCCACCUGUGGCGAGCUGGCGUUCGCGAGCGCGGCCCGGCGGACUCCAAGGUGCACCUCACGGACGCAGCGCCUGGCCGAGAACCGCGCAGCAAGUGCCACCUCUGCGAGCUGGCCUUCUCCUCGCCGGGCGGUUUACAACGGCAGCGUGCGCAGCCCACAGUGUCGAAAAACCGUACAAGUGGCUACGUGUGCAAGCGCGCGUUCUGCACGCCAGGGCGGGUGCAGCGGCACAUACGCACGCACGCCGUCGAGCGGCCGUACAAGUGCGAUCUCUGCGACCGGCCGACGACAGCAGCUCCACCGCGCGCGCAGCCGAAGUCACCAGCGCCGCCAGUGCCACCGCCGCGCUGCAGCGGUCCCGUCAAGGACGUCUACUUUAUGAAGACUCACAAAUGCGCCAGCAGCAGCCUCCAAAACAUCUUCCUCCGCUACGGUCACUCUCGCAACCUCACCUUCGUCCUUCCAGUCGUCGGUUUCCACAUGGGCUACCCUCAGCGCUUCUCCCCCUCUCUCAUGAUCCCGCACGCUAGCAACGACUACAAUAUCUUCUGCCACCACGCGCGCUGGGACGAGCUGCACGUGCGAGCGCUCAUGCCUCGCGCCGCCUUCGUUUCCGUCGUUCGCCGCCCGGCGGCGCUGCUGGAGUCGAUCUAUUCGUUCAUGCGAUUCGAGCCGCGCUACGGUGUGAACGUCAGUGUGUUUCUGCAGGACCCCGCGAAGUACGCACGCGGGGACCGGUCGAGUGCUCUCCGGCCGCGAAACACGAUGCUUUACGAUUUCGGGAUGGAUUUCGAGGACAGCGAAAACGAGGAUCUAGUCGAUGCGAAGAUCGCGCGGAUCUUCGAUCGCUUCGAUCUGAUCAUGAUAGUAGAGAGAUUCGACGAGUCGCUCGUGCUGCUGCGCGACCUGCUAUGCUGGUCGUGGGAUGACGUCAUCGUCGUCGCGCACAACGAGCGCAUCGGCGGCGCUUCCAAGCUGUCGGCAGCCGACGCACGCAGAGCGGAAGCGUGGAGCUGGGCCGACGGGAAACUGUACGACGUCGCGGUGGCGACGUUCGACGAGAGAGUCCGUCGCUACGGCGCGGCGCGCAUGCGUCGCGACGUCGCCAGACUGCGUCGGUACUCGACGCGCAUGUACGCACGUUGCGUCGAGCGUCGCGUGACGACGGCCGCAGAAGAUGUUCUGCCGUGGUCGAACAGCGUCGUCCGGUUCGUGCCGCGCAGCAACGCGAGCGCGUGCGUCGACCUGCUACUGCCCGAGCUGGUGCUAAGCACCGACGUGAAGCUGUCGCAGCUGUGCGGUGUGCGCGACAGCUCGUGGCGCGAGGUGUGUCGCAGCAUAGAGAAGAACUUCAUGCGCACGUUAUGCUCGGUCUACCCGCUCUUUCGUCUGCCGUCGUGCGAUCUUUCCCGCGCCGCGCUCGACCUCAGCAAUCGUACAGAUCUGCUCGCGAGCUAUAGUCUAUAGUCCUAUAGUCGUGCUCAAGGGGUCGUUGUCGUAACAGGUACUACAGAUAUGUACCCGAGGUACAUAUAUGUAUAC
Priapulus caudatus is the source of this 2010-nucleotide messenger RNA. Its product is annotated as galactosylceramide sulfotransferase-like. Gene Ontology annotation, cellular component: membrane. NCBI's taxonomy places the organism in Eukaryota, Metazoa, Priapulida, Priapulimorpha, Priapulimorphida, Priapulidae. Bases 1 to 1935 code for a protein of 644 amino acids. Gene Ontology annotation, molecular function: galactosylceramide sulfotransferase activity. Gene Ontology annotation, biological process: glycolipid biosynthetic process. The transcript has 3 exons. The record is from RefSeq and is a predicted model, not a curated record.